AAAAAAAUACUUUUAUCGAUUUACAAGUACGCAACAAUAACAUUACAUGAAUAUUGUUAAUAGUUGAGAAUUGUAAAUGUAAGACAUUACCAAGUUUGUAUGACUGUAAAAGAAAAUAUUGAUCAGUGUAGUAGAGAUAGCUUACGGUGGUUGUGUGGUGCUCACAGAACUUUUGAUCAUGUAAAAAUGUGAUUUUUGUUCGUAUAGGUGUUGCGUAAACAGCCUGGUGACAGUGAACAUGAGAUCUUAUCGUUCAUAGCCGAUUAUCUGGAUCGUUUACUGGAGGAAAGACGUAAGAAUAGUAAUUUUAUGAAUAUGGUGACAAAUCUAACCAAGACGGACGAGGCGAAAUACAUAGAUAGUUUGAAAGAAACCAAUAAGUACACCGACGAACAGUUGGAUAAACUCGCUAUCACUAUCCAACGAAAAUGGAGGAAGUAUAAAGGGUACGAUCGCGGUGAUUUAACUGCUAAAGAUAUUCCCACAAACGGUAUAUUCAAAACGCUUAUCGGUGAUGAUAUAUCUUUCAACACCGCGUACAAGGCUGCAGCAGUAAUACAAAAAUUCUGGAGUAAGUUUAGACCGUUUGAUUCGAGUAAACGAUUUAAAAACGAGGACAUUGAAGAAUUAAACUUCGAAUGCAUAUCCGAAGAUGACAUGUUGCGUGUAAACGUGGUGAAGAAUUGCCAGAGGCUAUGUGCCGCCUAUUCCAAACUUAAUAAAUGACUCGUUUGAAAAUCUAAGCGUGAUUGACGAAUACGAUAAUGUAAUGGAAAUCUCCGAAGGCAAAGAAAUAAAUUAUGAUUAAUUAUUUAUAUUUC
Sipha flava (yellow sugarcane aphid) is the source of this 821-nucleotide messenger RNA. RefSeq lists its product as uncharacterized. Bases 310 to 726 code for a protein of 138 amino acids. NCBI's taxonomy places the organism in Eukaryota, Metazoa, Arthropoda, Insecta, Hemiptera, Aphididae. The record is from RefSeq and is a predicted model, not a curated record. The transcript has 5 exons.